Xenia sp. Carnegie-2017 is the source of this 797-nucleotide messenger RNA. Its product is annotated as E3 SUMO-protein ligase NSE2-like. The record is from RefSeq and is a predicted model, not a curated record. NCBI's taxonomy places the organism in Eukaryota, Metazoa, Cnidaria, Anthozoa, Malacalcyonacea, Xeniidae. Gene Ontology annotation, biological process: protein sumoylation; double-strand break repair via homologous recombination. Gene Ontology annotation, cellular component: nucleus; Smc5-Smc6 complex. The transcript has 3 exons. Bases 8 to 703 code for a protein of 231 amino acids. Gene Ontology annotation, molecular function: SUMO ligase activity; zinc ion binding.
GGGAAACAUGGCUGGAUGCCUGCAAUAUAGUUCCGUGGAUAAUGCAGUGGCAAAGCUGUCAAAAAUACAGGAAUAUCUUGAUUUAGGUUAUUCAACUACUCUAGACGUUGCACUUGAUGUAGAAGAAAGUAAUUUUACGGGCGAAGCUUCACCUCAUGUCGAAAAAUUAAAGGAAAUUACUAUGUUGUACACUGGAAUGGAGCAAGAACUUAAACGAUACCUCAAGGCUUCUGAGCUGACCAAAAUAGCGUUCAAAAAAGAUUAUGAAAAACUUACUGAUGGUAGUGUGCCAGAUAUUGAAGAAAUUUUCAAAAAAAAGUUAGAAGAGACAGAGCCUGAUGUUGAAGAUCUAAAUGAACACGCGCAACUAAAGGAGUUUGUCAAGCAAAUAUGGUAUGUUCACCAUAAUGGAGAACCUUUGCCGUCUGAUGCUGUUGAAAAUGAUGAUGCAGACAUUAUUGUUGCUCAGGCAUCAGAGGAAUCAGUCAUCUGUCCUUUAACACAACAACAGAUGGUAGAACCUGUGCGUAGUAAACAAUGUCACCAUAAUUAUGAAAGGAUGGCCAUUUUGCAACACCUUAAAUCAAGAAACAAAAGAGUGCGGUGUCCCAUUGCUGGCUGUAGCCAUUACGUAGUGGAGGGAGAUCUUGAAGCAAACCAUAAUCUUGCUUUCAGAAUCAAACGAUUACAAAGAAAACCAUAACUUUAGUAUACACUUCUGUUUUACAGUUACAUUUUGUUAAAUACUGAUCUAUUAUAUUUCUAAGUAUUUAUCACAAAUAUAUACAGAAACAAAA